Penicillium manginii is the source of this 3111-nucleotide messenger RNA. RefSeq names its product tetratricopeptide repeat protein. Gene Ontology annotation, molecular function: protein binding. Lineage: Eukaryota; Fungi; Ascomycota; Eurotiomycetes; Eurotiales; Aspergillaceae. The record is from RefSeq and is a predicted model, not a curated record. Bases 1 to 3111 code for a protein of 1036 amino acids. The transcript is spliced from 5 exons.
AUGGAUCCUUUCUCGGUCGUGGUGGGAACUCUCGCUCUGAUCGAGGUGUCCGGGAAACUGGUCAAGUUUGUGAGAGAAAUCUCGAAUGCUGUUGAAGAUGCGAAUGAUGACCUCCAUACGCUGAUCGCUGAGUUGACCUCGCUGAAUGGGGUCACUCAAUCUGUUGAAGAUGUCUACAAAAAAGCAAUGAGUCUUGAAGCAUGCAAGGAGAAAGCAGUGGAACUCGACAAACUGUUCGAUCAUAUUCAUAAGAAUAAUCGCCAUGAAAUCACCGCAAGAUGGACGGCUUUGAAGAUAUUGAUUCGCAAAAGUAAUAAGGAUUCGGAGCUACAGCGGCUGCGUGCGGGUCUGGCCAAGGAUCAUAAUCUUUUAUCAACCUUGCUCCUUACAAUCACCGUAGAAUCUCAAGGAGCAUCCCACGACAAGCUCGACACAAUAUUCGACAAACUCAAGGAAUUUGACACCUUCUUCAAAUCUCAAGAGGAAUUACAAAGUCGUAUCGAACAGGACAAUCACGACUUGGAUAUGAAACAACAAUACGAAUGGGAGGAUUAUUUACACCGACUACGCAAGUUGCAGGACACCUUCUACACUGGUCGUGCUCAAGACCUGAGGAAAUUACAACAUGUGUUCUUCAAGGAAAUCCCGGCACAGCAGCAGAUGCGUUUCGUUAUUCACGGUAUGCCCGGAUCAGGGAAAACUCAGUUCUGUUGCAAGUUUGCAGACGACAAUCGAUCAAGAUUCUGGGCUGUCUUCUGGGUUGACGGUAGAUCUAUUGAACUGAUUAAACAGUCGUACGCCGAAAUCGGCAAAUAUGGAGGAGUGGAGCCUAAUCAUGCUGCUGCGAUGCACUGGCUUACUACCAUCGAGAAACCAUGGUUAUUAAUCAUCGACAAUGCCGAUGACAAGAAUCUUAACUUGGACGAAUAUUUCCCAAAGGCCAAGAGAGGUCACAUCCUGAUAACGACCCGAGUACCCGGCAAUAAAGUCUACGGAAACGCUGGCUCUUUUAAGUUCAAAGGCAUGGAUGAAGAGGACGCCAGUACGCUUCUUCUACGCUCGGCCGCUUUUGAUAUAACGGUACCGCCGGAUGCCGACACUAAAUCCUGGGUGACGAGAAUCAUCGAAAAACUUGGCUCCCUUGCGCUUGCCGUGAUUCAUGCUGGUGCCGCCAUCCGAUCUUCAAUAUGCACACUACGAAAUUAUUUGACAUUCUUCGACGACGACUUGCUGCGCUUGCGGCUUCAGCGCACAUCAGCUAACGCAGCCAUUGCAACUUUUGAUGAAGGACAUAUGAAAGCACACGCAACAUUUGAAAUAAUGUACAAAGGCAUCGAAAGUCAAAACACCCAGUCCUCAAGAGACGCGAUUGAAUUAUUGAAGAUGUUUUCAUUCUUUCAUUGUGAGAAUAUCCGCCGUGACGUGCUGGAAAAGGCGAUAGAAAACUGCAAGCUUGAGAUGGAGCAGGGACAAUUCAAAAGUCCAGAUGAAGGAAAACGUCCGCUCACAUGGGCUGAAAAGCGAAACGAGCUAUGGUUCGCCUUCUUGGCUUUUAUCCUGGCGGACCGCAGUCCUCCUGCGUUGCCUCAAUUGAUAAUCGACGGUCGUGGGUCUGGGCCCCGGGGGGUCAUUGCUUUAAGAUUAGGAUACGCGUUAGGAGAGCUCAUCAACCUGUCUAUCGUCACUCUUAAUGAGAAACACGGCAUUCAACGCUACUCGAUACACUCCUUGGUCCACCAAUGGGUUCGCGAGAGGCCUGAGAUGUCUAUAUUGGAGCAGGACUUCUGGUCAAAAGCUGCAGCUACAACACUUACUCACUCAAUUCUCCUCCCUCUUCCGCCUCACACCAAUAUAACAGACAGCGCACUAUUCCGAAGGGAACUCGUUCCUCAUAUUAUGCAUGUCCGCGCAAGACGACAAGAAAUUGACAAAAGGAUGGACAAUCGCGGAUGGUGGAUUUCCAAAUGGCUCGGCUUCACGUCAAACUUUGAACAAGACCAAGUUCGCGGACCCGACCACGCUCGCCAAUUAGCCAAGUUCAGCUUGGUAUUUACAGAGACCGGUGAUUGGGAACAAGCUCGAAUACUCCAAGAGAAUGUCAAAGCAUGGACAGAUAGAAUCCGGGGCCUGGAGCAUGUUGCCGCCCGACGCGUCACCAUGUUUCUCUCUCAAACUUACUGGUAUCUGGGUCGGGGUGACGAAGCAGCCAAAUUACAAGAAGAUGUUUUGAAAGCGUGUCAGGCAUAUCUUGGCCCUACCAGCCGUGAAACGUUAACGACUAUGGACACCCUUGGCCGAUCGAGGUGGCAACAAGGAAGAUACACCGAAGCGAAGGAGCUACAAAAGGACGCCGUGAAGGGGCUCGAGGAUCUCAAUCUGGAAGACGACGAACCCCUUCUCGUCGCAAAGGUUAAUCUCGGCCGAACUUUAGCCAAAUUCUACGAGAACCUCAAAGAUGCCGAAACGCUUUAUGAAGACGGCUUGGAGGGCAUGAUGAAUAAUCCCAAACUGGGUCGUACCCAUGUCCAUACACUGGAAGCAAAGGAAGACCUAGCAAAUCUUCAGAUGCAGAUGGAAGGUGACAAACAAUUAGUGCUGAAGAGCAUCCUAGAAGUUCUUGAGGACCGAAAGGCUACUUUGGGUAAAGAGCAUCCUUUUACACUUUUCACAAUGGCCAGUCUGGCAAGAGUCUACAUUUGGUUGGGGGAGCUCAGCAAGGCCGAAGAGACUGUCUGCAGCGGGCUAGAAAUUGCUGAUCGCAAUCUCGGCAAGAAGCACAUAGGAACGCUCAUGGGGAGGGUCAUUUUGGGCGUCAUCUACACCAAACAGGGACAUUUCAAAGCAGCAGAAAAGACAUUGAAGGCGACAAUGAAGGGGCAAGCGGCCCUUUCAUUGAAAGUAGGUGAGAACCACCCCGACCGCAUCGGUACAAUGAUUGAGCUUGCGGAGUGCUAUGAGAAGCAGGAAAAAUUCGAUGAGGGUAUCAAAAUCUGUGAUCAGAUCAUCAAAGGACUGCGCAAGAUUAGCCGCUCGGAGCAUCCAUUGGAGCGACAAACGCAGAAACGGAAAGACAGAAUGACCAAGAACCGCGAUGCAAAGAAGGCUCAGUAA